Molecule: messenger RNA, 993 nt
Organism: Carlito syrichta (Philippine tarsier)
Lineage: Eukaryota; Metazoa; Chordata; Mammalia; Primates; Tarsiidae
Gene: PAQR5
Product: progestin and adipoQ receptor family member 5
Exons: 7
Coding region: 1-993 (330 amino acids)
Cellular component (GO): membrane
Molecular function (GO): signaling receptor activity
Source: RefSeq, a predicted model, not a curated record
AUGCUGAGCCUGAAGCUGCCCCAGCAGCUUCGCAUAGACCAGGUGCCUCAGGUGUUCCAUGAACAAGGCAUCCUCUUUGGCUACCGGCAUCCCCAGAGCUCUGCCACCGCCUGUGUCCUCAGCCUCUUCCAAAUGACCAAUGAGACCCUCAACAUCUGGACUCACCUGCUGCCCUUCUGGUUCUUCGUGUGGAGGUUUGUGACUGCACUGUGUGUGACUGACAUCCAGAACGACAGCUACUCCUGGCCCAUGCUUGUGUACAUGGGCACCAGUUGCGUGUACCCUCUCGUGUCCAGCUGCGCACACACCUUCAGUUCCAUGUCCAGAAACGCCCGGCAUAUCUGCUACUUCCUGGACUAUGGCGCCGUCAACCUCUUCAGCCUGGGCUCAGCCAUUGCCUACUCAGCCUACACGUUCCCAGACGCACUUGUGCGCACCACCUUCCACGACUGCUACGUGGCCCUGGCGGCACUCAACACCAUGGUCAGCACCGGCCUCUCCUGCUACUCCAGGUUCCUUGAGAUUCAGAAGCCCCGGCUGUGCAAGGUGCUGCGAGUCCUGGCCUUUGCGUACCCCUACGCCUGGGACUCCCUCCCUAUCUUCUACAGGCUGCUCCUGCCCCCAGGGGAGAGUGCGCAAAACGAGGCCACCCCAUACCACCAGAAGCACGUGCUCCUCACACUGCUGGCCUCCUUCUUGUACUCCGCACACCUGCCCGAGCGCCUCGCCCCUGGACGCUUUGACUACAUCGGUCACAGCCACCAGCUGUUCCAUGUGUGUGUGAUCCUGGCCACACACCUGCAGAUGGAAGCCAUCCUUCUGGACAAGACGCUGAGAAGGGGCUGGCUCCUGGCCAGCUCCAGGCCCCCCUCCUUGCCCCAGAUGGCUGGGGCCUUGCUCCUGUGCGCCGUCUUCAGCCUCGGCAACAUCGGCUAUUUCUCAGCUGCUCUGUAUCGGGUCCCUGACCCGGAACCACAUAAAAAGGAGACAUGA